Clonostachys byssicola is the source of this 1533-nucleotide messenger RNA. The record is from the annotation of a GenBank genome assembly. Lineage: Eukaryota; Fungi; Ascomycota; Sordariomycetes; Hypocreales; Bionectriaceae.
AUGAAGGACGCAUCUGAUACUAUUCGAGCUGUCCAGAGCGGCCUGGAGCCGUACAUUAAGCCUCGGGAGCAGGUCAAUUACAUUCGACGCAUUCUGGCCCUGCAGUUGGGCUCCUACACUAAUGACAAGAAGCUGCCACAACCAUUAGCACUCUCCAAAACACCGCAUGAUUUUUCAGGUGCUAUUUCAGAAGCCAAAGGUGUCCAUAAAGAGUAUCUUCAGGCUCUGAAAGAGAAUGAAGCUGCCCGUAGAGCUUUUGAGGAUGUGCUACAGACCAAACCCAAGCAGGACUCAAGUGUAUCACCCAGUGCUGGCACCGGAGGAGAGUUCUUAGAAGAACAGCUAGCAAUACUCAAGCUUCGGCGAAAACGAGAAAAGUUCCUGGCUAUACAGCAAUGUAUAGACGACCUCUUCGAGAAGCCUGCCGCCCUGCCGUCAUAUUUGGAUGCAGACAAUCUUUUUGCCGGGGCAGCCCAGCUUCCAACUGUUCCAAGGGAAAUAGUCGAAAGUUUAGCUGUUGAGGGGAGCAAGGCAGGCUCGGAUCCUAAAGCCCGGGAAGUCAACAUGGAGAAGACGAUUCUACGCGCGAAGCUGCUCCUUAGAGAAGAACAGGAUCUUCUUCAAGAGGCGCGGUCAAGUUCAAGGAGUAACCCUGAUGUUCUCAGCAAUGCUGCCAAGGCCACUGCAUUGGACGCAACGCGAAAUGAACUCAUCGGCUGGAUGGAGGCGGAACUCGGCGCCGCAGGUUCAGAGGAGCCAAGCGGAGGUGUUCAACUCGGUGACCUCAAAGCAACUCAAGCUGCGCUCGCCAAUGAUUUGGCUCAAAUCGGUCAGAGAUAUGCCCUAUAUUGCAGUUUGAGGAAAGAUAUACUGGCACUGGUAUCGCAGUCACCACAGCCGGCGAUCACACCCGAUCUCCAGCAUAAAUCGUCACCGCAUAUUGCCCAGCCCGAAAAUCCCGACAUUGACUACCUUCUUACUCCGUAUAUCACAAAACUGUUAGCUCUUUCCAAGACUCAAAAGGCCAUGAUCAGUCAAAAGGCACACAUCAAUUCCACGCUUGGCCAGUAUACGAAGGACUCUGGCCAAAUAUUUGAUCGUCUUGCUGAGGAGAGCCAGUUGCUCCCUGCACAUCACAACGACACAGACUCGCGACCAGGGCUGACAGAUCCGCUAUCUAAGAGUUCGCAUUUUCCCGAAGCCACAAGUCGAAUCACACCAUGGGUGCUUGCUGCUGAUUCCGCCAAGAUCAGCAAUCUUGAGUUGGUUGCAGAGACCAUGGAGGGCGGUCACAUUUUCUUGGAAAAUUCUGUCCAAUCACUCCACGAGAUUAACAGCCUUCUCGGGUUAAAUCAACCAAAGCCAGAAGGUGCUGAGGUGCAGGGUGAUGACGAUUUCUGGUUGGAAUCAGAGAACCCCAAAGGGAAGAAAACGAGGAAACACACAGAGGAGAGGCCGGAGCAAAAGAAGGGAGACAUAUGGUCCGCAUUGCAUGGAAACUUAGGGUUGCUCGGUCAAGACCGUUCAGUAUAG